Seriola aureovittata is the source of this 3410-nucleotide messenger RNA. It is a transcript of the gene ubap1lb, whose product is annotated as ubiquitin associated protein 1-like b. Lineage: Eukaryota; Metazoa; Chordata; Actinopteri; Carangiformes; Carangidae. Gene Ontology annotation, cellular component: ESCRT I complex. The coding region runs from base 1661 to 2803 and encodes 380 amino acids. The transcript has 5 exons. Gene Ontology annotation, biological process: ubiquitin-dependent protein catabolic process via the multivesicular body sorting pathway. Gene Ontology annotation, molecular function: ubiquitin binding. The record is from RefSeq and is a predicted model, not a curated record.
UUUAAAAAUGUGUUACCAAUUCAUAAAAUACAACAUUAAAAUACAUAAAAAAUAAUGUAAAUGGGUAAAAUACAUAAAACAGUGGAAGUGAACAAAUAAAACUUUGUGCUGACAUUAAUAGAACGUCAGAAGGUUGUAGGAGGGGGUUUAGCAUAUGAUAGAGUUUCUGCAGCCUCAGACAUUCACAUCAGUCAGGAUUUCCACUAUUAUCACAGUUCACACAAAGUGGUGGAUUAUUUUAGUUUAUUUUAAUUCUAGACCUAAAAUAUUUUCUUAAAAGAAGUCUGGUACUGGCUUUAAACUGGGCUGUGUGGAACUGGUCUCACACAGUUGAUGUUAUUUUUCUGGUAGCAUUAGCAUGUCAAUAAUUAGCAUGUUUGUGUUUCGCACGUCAGAGACACAAUGAGCUUACGGAGCAUCUGUCCUCUUUGCUGGAGUAAGUCCUGCACCAUCUGUCUGCCUGGUGUUUGAGUGUUUCUGAGGAUAGCAGGGACCCUGAGCAGGUUUAGCUCAUCGCAGUCUGCCUUUGCCUUAUGGUUGGGACUGUCAGUUUGACUGAAGCCUCAUCUGAAACACUUCAUGUUUUUAUAAUGUAAAUGCACAGUGAGCCCGAGUCUGUAUGUUACCUGGACUGAGUGUCCUGCUGCACCAUGUAAACACAGUGUUGUAAUCUGUUGUAAUCCCUGCACAUGAUUCGCUCUUCAUUGUGUAACACUCCACAGAUAUAGAAAGGCAGAGGUGGAAGCACACAGGAAUUCUGGGAAAGCAAAUCUGGUUUAGCUUCUAGCUUUUCUCAGAUCUCUAUGUCUCAACGUCUCACUGUGUUGGUGGACCUGGUCUACUGUAAGUGAUGGAUGGGUCAAGGACCUGGUCGACUGUAAGUGAUGGAUGGGUCAAGGACCUGGUCUACUGUGAGUGAUGGCGGAUUCUGACCCUGAUGCAGUCAGCUGAGCUCUUGUUGUGUGGGAGUUUGAAACAGUUCUCACUGUCUCACUCUCAUUUCUCUUUGAGUGCAACACACACUCAUGCAGGAUGAAAGUCACACUUUAUUUUACUGUACACUAACAAGCCGUAGUUUGUGUCAAAUUAGACAAAACUAUGAAAAAUAUGUUCUUUAUUAGACAUUAAAAAAAACAUAGUUACUCCCUUUUAGAGGCUACACCUAAUUAUGCUGUGACAAGAACAACACUUAGACACUAUUACACCAAAUUGUACUCUAAUUAAUUACUAAACUAUGACACACCAUUUUCUAUUUUUUUUUUUUUAAGAUAAUAGUCUAAUGAGAAAUAAAAUACAAUGUGAUACCAGAUCCAAAACAUGCUGCAGUUAGAUGCUCUUCUACAAAUUAUGCUGUAAUACUGAAUAUUGAAUACUUCCAUCAUGGACCUAUAGCUACAUUAGACAGCUGUAGUUAGAGGAAUGUAAUGCCAUAUUACAGAGUCCUAAUGGUCCAAAUGAACGAGUACAUGUAGCUUUUAGCUGUUUCCUCAAAUAGUGUUUAGUAGUGAAAUAGUCCUGGUCUCACCUAGACUUGCUGUGUCUCCAUGACUCCCUGACACUUCCAAGUUAAAUCAAGUCUCUUGUGUGUGUGCGUGUGUGUGUGUGUGUGUGUGUGUCCGUGUGUGUGUGUGUGUGUGUGCGUGUCUCUGAACUACGCAGUAUGGACGGCGUUCCUCUGAAGAUGCCUAUCUUACAGGAAAUCAGAGAAGACGUCAGAGUCAUUGUCCCUGAUUAUCUCACCAUCCUGCAGGAGACGGAGUAUGAGUUCAGUCUGGAGAACUGGGUGCUCACUGGGCUGCAGAAUGGCUUCACCAGCCAGCACCGGCCUCAGCCCGCCACCUCUUCAUCAGGACUUCUGCCAUCUUGUCCUCCAUACUGGAUGAUGUUCAAAAGCCCUCAGCAGAGCCGCCUGGCCAGCCGCCACAGCUCUGACUUCUGGGAGCCCAACCCUCGACAGCGCUCGCGCAGCCUCAACCCCGCUGUCCUGCGCACCAAGUUCACCAUCUCAGAAUCUGAGGACAAAGGAGAGACAGCUGCAUGGAAAGCCCAGAGAUGUGUGUCGGUGACAAGGAGUUCCAGUGGAGAACGUCCCACUGCUUCCAGUCAGCGUGGUCAGCAGAAAGCCUUCGUCCCAGACCUGCUCAACCCUCCGGCCUGUCUGAGCAGCCUGCCACACCAGCGCAGGAAGAACCUGCGACAGUACUCCCUCUCUGCGCUGGAGACGUCAACACAACAUAAGCCCAAUGCACCCAGCCAAGGCCAGAGCCUGUCCUCACACAGACCCUCUAGCAACAGGACCCCCACCACCAGAGCCAAUACAGUUCACCAGCUCCCCAGCAUUACCAACCACAAAACAUUGUCUCUCAGUCCAGACUCCUGCAGAAACUCCCCCGUGACCUCAGCCCCCCGGGGUCUCCCUUCGUCUGGUUCGGACUCGUCAGCAGAGCUCCUGUCAGCUCUGAGCCCAGAGGAGAGGGAGCUGCUGGGGGCCAUCACAGCCCGGGGCUACCCCCUCCGUACUGCCAUCAUCGCCCUGCAGAAGACGGGCCAGCAGACGCCAGACCAGAUCUUGAGUUACCUGGUGGCGUGUGACCACCUGUGUCAGCUGGGUUAUGACAUGGCUGAGGUAGAGGAGGCUCUGGAGAUGUUUCAGAACUGUGAGACAAAGGCCGAGGAGUUCCUUCACCUGCUCAGUCAGUUCCAUGAGAUGGGCUUCCAGCAGAACGCCAUCAAAGAGGUGCUGCUGGUCCACGAGAACCACCGAGAGCGGGCCCUCGAGGAGCUGAUGAUGCGUGUGGCAUGAUGGACAGCAGAUCAACACACACACACACACACACACACACACACACACACACACACACACACACUCAGAGGUCAUCUUGUCUGAAGAUGGUCAGUGGCCUUUACAAAGGGAAAGUAUAUAUAUUAUAAAUGCUUUUAUUUUGAUAUUGUAAGCAUAACGAUAAUGACGAUGAAGAUGAUGAAGAUGAUGAUGAUGAUGAUGAUGAUGAUGAUGAUGAUCUCAUACUGCACAUGUAUUACACAAACACUUUGUUUUGGCAUGAAGACGUAUCAUGUGUGUCAGUAGUUCAUUUUUUAUUGAUGUUAACUGUGAUGUCACUGUGAGACUCAUAUUAAAGCUGUUAUCAAACUAAACCAAGGCCACACUUUUAUUCAGCUCAAGUGAGUGAUCCUUACAGGUUUCUACUCUUCUCUAUUUGGCCUGAUUUACUCUGACCUCCCACAGUGGGUCUGUCUGGGAAACUGUGUUUUAAAGUUAAAGGUUUGUUAUCUGUGGAAACCGGAUCUGAGUCACACAAACACAUAUUCUCACUGUUCAACAUCACCUGAAUCACCUGUUCUGGUUCAUCAAUUUUCUAUCAGUCAGAUGUGCUCUGUCUGUAAACAAG